AUGGCUCUACUACCGUUCCUGAUAGAUUACGAACUUGAACGUCCUCGCCGGCUGAUCGACCAACAUUUCGGUAUGGGAUUGACUCCAGAUGAUAUGCUAAGCAUCGUCGCCGGUCCUCUCAAUCCCCCCAUGAUAAGCCAGGAUUACUAUCGGCCAUGGCGUCACAUGGCUGCUGCGGCUAGAGAUCUCGGCUCCAGCAUCAAGAACGACAAAGAUAAAUUCCAAGUCAACCUCGACGUGCAACAUUUCAAACCUGAGGAGAUCUCAGUUAAGACUGCCGACGGCUACAUUGUAGUGGAAGGAAAGCAUGAAGAGAAGAAAGAUCAACAUGGCUACAUUUCUCGCCAAUUUACACGUCGGUAUGCCUUGCCCGAAGGUUGUACCCCGGAGACUGUGGAGUCCAGGCUGUCUUCUGAUGGUGUGCUGACUGUGACUGCCCCGCGCAAGGUGCCACAGGCUAUCCAGGGUGAACGCCAGGUUACCAUCACUCAGACCGGGCCUGUUCGCAAGGAGGUAAAGGAUCAAGCAAAUGGAGAUAAAGCUCAG
Molecule: messenger RNA, 546 nt
Organism: Brenthis ino (lesser marbled fritillary)
Lineage: Eukaryota; Metazoa; Arthropoda; Insecta; Lepidoptera; Nymphalidae
Source: the annotation of a GenBank genome assembly